Molecule: messenger RNA, 660 nt
Organism: Eremothecium sinecaudum
Lineage: Eukaryota; Fungi; Ascomycota; Saccharomycetes; Saccharomycetales; Saccharomycetaceae
Gene: YPT6
Product: Rab family GTPase YPT6
Exons: 1
Coding region: 1-660 (219 amino acids)
Molecular function (GO): GTPase activity; GTP binding
Source: RefSeq, a predicted model, not a curated record
AUGAGCGUUUCACGGACAGGAAAAACGUUGACAAAAUAUAAAAUUGUUUUCCUUGGUGAACAAAGCGUGGGUAAAACUUCCCUUAUCACGAGAUUUAUGUAUGAUACAUUUGAUGACAACUACCAAGCGACUGUUGGCGUUGAUUUCUUAUCUAAAACUGUUUACCUAGAUGAUCGGACAAUAAGAAUACAACUAUGGGACACAGCAGGCCAGGAACGGUUCAGAUCGUUAACUCCUUCAUACAUUAGAGCGUCACACGUUGCCAUUGUUGUAUAUGAUGUGACGAAUAGGGAGAGUUUUGAAUACAUAGAUAAAUGGGUUGAAGACGUUAUGAAUGAACGUGGUGAGGGUAAUGUGAUAUUGUGUAUUGUAGGUAAUAAAAAUGAUCUGGUUGAUGAAAGGAAAGUUACUACAGAAGAAGCAGAAAAGAAGUCGCAGGUCCUUAAUGCCAAGAUAUUUAUGGAAACGUCUUCUAAAGUGGGAUAUAAUGUUAAAAAUCUGUUCAUUAAGGUCGUUAAGCUUAUACUGGAAUUCGAAAACGUGAAUGACAGCGGCGUGGAUUUAGGCGCCGAUAAAAAAGGUGCCAAUGAUAAUAAACCUGGUAUUGUUGACAUCUCAUCUCCUGCCCAAAAUGAUGGGGCUCCGACAUGUCAAUGUUAA